Hypanus sabinus (Atlantic stingray) is the source of this 4291-nucleotide messenger RNA. Its product is annotated as L-xylulose reductase-like. Gene Ontology annotation, molecular function: L-xylulose reductase (NADPH) activity; carbonyl reductase (NADPH) activity. The record is from RefSeq and is a predicted model, not a curated record. Bases 131 to 865 code for a protein of 244 amino acids. The transcript has 8 exons. Gene Ontology annotation, biological process: xylulose metabolic process; glucose metabolic process. Lineage: Eukaryota; Metazoa; Chordata; Chondrichthyes; Myliobatiformes; Dasyatidae.
AGGAGGGAGGGAGCCGAGGGGUUGACCGACGCCUGGUGAGGGCGGUGAAGGGAAAUCGGACACGGGCGCCGAGCAGCUGGUGGGAAUUGCGCUGCGGAGUGAUUUGCAGAUUUUUCUAUAUCUCGGUGCAAUGGAGCUGAGUUUUGCCGGUAAACGUGCCCUAGUAACGGGCGCUGGUAAAGGUAUCGGCAGAGCCAUUGCAAAGGCCUUACUAGCGUGUGGUGCAGAAGUUAUUGCAGUAACCAGGACACAAUCUGAUUUGGACAGCCUUGUUCAGGAGUGUCCCAAAAUGCUGACAAUCUGUGUGGACUUGGGUAACUGGGAAGCCACAGAAAAUGCACUGAAAGAUGUAGGUCCGGUAGAUCUUUUGGUGAACAAUGCUGCAGUUGGCAUUUUGGAACCAUUCCUGGAAAUUACCGAGGAAGCAUUUGAUAAAAUGUUUAAUAUUAAUGUGAAAGCUGUGUUGCAUGUUGGACAGAUAAUUGCAAAAGGAAUGAAAUGCCGUGGGUCAGGUGGAUCCAUUGUGAACGUUUCCAGCCAGGCAUCCCAAUGUGCAAUGAAAGAUCAUUCUGUAUACAGUGCCUCAAAAGGAGCUGUUGAUAUGCUAACAAAAGUGAUGGCACUUGAGCUGGGACCACACAAGAUAAGAGUGAAUGCCGUGAACCCCACAGUGGUGAUGACUGCAAUGGGUCGGAUUGCAUGGAGUGAUCCAGUAAAAGCAGCAGGAAUGUUGUCUCGCAUCCCAAUGGGCAAGUUUGCAGAACUUGAAGAUGUUGUGAAUGCAAUAAUCUUCCUCCUCAGUGACAAAAGUGCAAUGAUAAAUGGAGUGACUCUGCCUGUGGAUGGAGGAUUUCUAUCUUCAUAAAACAAUUCAUGGGCUAAUUAUGGGUUCGUAAAAGAAAAAUUCUGUUUAAUCCAGUUGUAAAUGGUUUUAACAUUGCAAAGAGCCCACUUCAGACAUUUCACUGUUUAUUCCUGGGAGCUUUGUGCGAUAAUGUUGCUGAAGUGUGUCAGAUUUUCUAAUGCAUCUGUUCAAGCUGAGUGACUCUCUCAGUUUCUGUCUUUAAUGCGGCAAGGUAGCGUUGUAGUUAGCACAACCCUUCACGGUACCAGAGACCCGGGUUCAUUUCCCAACACUGUGUGUAAGGAGUUCAUACAUUCUCCCCGUGAUCUUGUUGGCUUCCUCUGGGUGCUCCAGUUUCUUCCCAUGGUCCAAAGAUGUACUGGUUGGGAGGUUAUUUGGGCAUUGUAAAUUGUUCCGUGAUUAGGCUAGGAUUAAAAUCGGGGACUGCUGGGCAGCAUUGCUCAAAGGGCCAAUUCCUCACUGUAUCUCAAUUAAUAGAAUCCCAAGCAAGAGAAAAUCAGCAGCUGUUGGAAGUCAAAGUAAUACACUCAAAUUACUGGAGGAACUUUUCAAUUCUGCUUCCCAUUCUGACAUGUCAGUCCAUGGUCGUCUCUACUGCUGUGAUGAGGAUAUAUUCAAGUUAGAGGAGCAACACCUUAUAUUCCAUCUGAGUAGCCUCCAACCUAAUGGCACGAACAUCGAUUUCACGAAUGUGGUUAUGGCCUCCCCGCUUCCCCCCCUUCACCAUUCCCAUUUCCCCCCUCAUCUUUUCUCCUUUCCUACCCAUUUCCUCCAUCUUCCCACUUCCCCUACUUCCAUAGCCCUCUGUCCGGUCCUAUGAGAUUCCCCUUCUCCAGUACUUCAUCUCUUUCACCAGCUGACCAACAGGUCUUUACUUCAGCCCUCCCACUCUUACGGUUUAACCUUUCACCUUGUAUUUCUUCCUCUCCUUCCCCCGUCGUCUUAUUCUGACCUGGUCUGUCUUUGCCAGUCCCAAUGAAGGGUCUCGACCCAAAGCGUUGACUGUUUGAUCUUUUCCAUAGAUGCUUCCUGGCCUGCUGAGUUCCUCCAGCAUUUUGGAGGAACUCCAAUACUUUAUGUGUAUUACAUUAAUUUAAAUAAAUAAGUUUGUGGGCUUUAGUCUGAUCAUAAACCUCUACAGAGAGUUAGCAUUAUGUGUAGUGUUUUAAAAGAAAAUCAAUUAAAAUGUUGCAUCAGAUUGAUUCAUCAAUAUUUAUAACAGUUUUGGUUCCAAUGCAAUCUGAUUUCUUGAAUUGCUGACAGCAUGGAGAGCAGUUGUCUAUAAGCAAACUGCACUUAAAAGAAAUCCAAACAAAAAUUUGCCCAGGUAUUUGGUGUCCAUAGACAAUGGAGCAGAAUUAGGGGCUUUGGCCCAUUGAGUAUCCUCCACCAGUUCAUCAUGGCUGACUUUAUUAUCUUUCUUGAAACCCAUUCCCCUGCCUUCAUCCUGUAACCUUUGGUGCCCUUCCCAAUGAAAAACUUAUCAACCUCUGCUUUAAAUAUACCCAAUGUCUUGGCCUCCCAUGCUCCAAUGUGGCAAUGAAUCCCAUAGUUUGAGAGAGAAUUAAUGUUUUAGCUCUGACUUUAGAAAUGAUAAUUAGAUAAUACACACACUUUAAUUUGCAGAGCAGGAUUAGUGAUGUAGACUUGGUUUUGGUAUUAUCUGAGUGGUUGAUUUUUAAAUCCGAGCUAACUUGCUUGAAGGAGGCUUAAGGUACACAAGAAAUGGUGGGGGGUGGGGGAGGGAUGUGGAAUAUAUCAAAUUUUGUCUGAAAUCAGAUCAGUGGGUUGGGUCGCAUCUGUGGAGAGGAAAACAGAGUUUAUGUUACACAAUGAUCUUGUGUUUUUUUCCUAAACUGACUACCAGACACAAACCAGAAAGGCUGCUUCUGAAACAGUGUAGGAGGGCAAAGGAGGAUGUGAAUGGGCCGGAGACCUGAGGUGAGAGCUAAAGAGAAGCUGAGUCAUUAUUGUAGAAUGCACAGAGGGGAUCUGUAAGAUAAUGUAUUGAAAGCCUUUUUUGAAUCUAGCAGUCAAAUGUAGCAAUAUGGUGACCACAUAUCAAAGUUUAAAAAGCAACCCUUUAAAAUGAUCUUUUUGGGGAGACUACCAGAAGUGAUUAAGUCCUUGAUCCUCAUAAAAUGUCAUGUCUGUAUUGCAUCAAUUCCCUGUAACUGUUCCAUUACAGAUUGUGCUACAAUAGCUCCAUUAGGAGGCAGUACCAUCUUUCUCAGAACCAGCAAGAGCUAACUGGUGCAACAGUGUAGCUGAAAGUAAAGCGUUAUGCGAAGAGGCUGAUUUACCCAAUAGGAACUAUUCUUUAAAGUUGUUUGUUAGCAUUGCCAGCAGUGGAGGUAAAAUGACACUUGGCACAGCAAACACAAAUAGUAAGAAGGGUUCCUGGUAAGACAGGGACGGACUGACAUGCAGUGCUUUCAGCGUUUCUUUAAAGAGCAAACAAGAUCGUGAGUGAAAAAACACUGGUCUGGGUUGCAAAACUCUUCACUUUAUCUUAAGUAGUGCUGAUUUAUUUUCUGGACUGGAAUCCAACACCAAUAUGACAGUCUUGUGCUUCCAGAAUUAUUGCCACAAUAGUGUUAUUCAGCCUUUGUGGUUGAGGUUAUGCUGCAGCAGAAAACUUGCUAAACUUGCAGUGUAACUACUCUGCAUCCUGUAGUUACUGUCUAAUCAUUAGCUGCUUUAAAAAUUAUUUUGCUUGAAUUAUUUACAUUUCCUUGCACUUUGUGGUUGUGUUAAUGUCAAUUCUUGUCUAACUGGUGAUAUAUUAGUCUAAGUAGAUUCUUGAUAGUUGGCAUGAACGCAAGUGCCUUGAUUCUGAAGAGUCCAAAGUGGUAUGAAGCGCUAUUUUCAGUUGAAUCUUUAAAAUGUAGUCAAAACAUAUGUAUUACAAGGAUCAUAAAGGAAACAAGGUAAUGAGUAUACUACAAUAUUUAAUGAAAUUCAUUUUAAAGCUCAAUUUUGGGUUAAGAGUUUGCAGCUUCAGAAUGUAUCAUUAGAAAUCUUCAAACUUGUAUGAAUGCAUUUAAGAAAUUAUGAAAAAACAAGACAAAAAUAAACACUGAUGUUCCUGGGAGUGCCGGAGUGUUUUCUGGGUUAAGGCUGGGAUGUUAGAAUGAAGUAUUAGGGACCACAGGAAAAAAAGGAAACAUAAAGUAGCUCAACACUGCAGACUUUCCCAGGGGAUUGGAAGUGGAAGAUUUCUUCACUUUUUCACAAGCUGACAAGAAAAGUCAACGGUGCCCUUCGAACAGAACAGAGGACGGGCUGCAAUUAUAUUAGUUGCUAAAGCAAGAAGGUUUUAGCAUCCAGCAUCAGGCAGAGUAUUUAUUUUCACACCAGAUACUCAAUAUCUGAAAUUAUAGGUAUUCUUGCGUCUCAAAACUAUGUAUCACUGAGCAUUUAUUA